AUGAAAGCGUUUUUCAAUAGUAGUACUUCCAGAAAUUCCUUUUUCAAACAGGAACAAGAAAGGAUAGAGUCGAUAAUUAAAGAACCUUUACUUGAAUAUGUCCUUCAAGAUUUGCCUCAUUUACAAACUACAAAAGAACAGCAAGACGAUAUCUGGGAAAUGAUAGCUAUUAAACUAAAUACUGAUCAGUUUCAAUCAACAUUGACAUCUACAGACAAUAACAGCAAGGAAGUGGAUGAAAUUGCCACGCUUAACGGACCGUAUAUCAAGGACGUAUAUAUCAAGCUCAUGGAUGAUUUCAUGCAGCGGGUUUAUUCUAUAAAUCGAUAUAAGCAAGUAUACAAGUCUGAAUAUACUAGACCCCCAGACGGUGGACCAGCUCCAAUUGGUUAUGCAGCAUUCUCCUUGCCCAUAAGAGAGAUUUUGACGGAGAGGAUAGAUAAGCUAUUAUGUGAACUAUUUUACUUGAAAGGGUACGAUGUCGAAAUCAUGGCUAAACUAAGCAAGGAAAGGUUCGAAGAGCAGCAACGAAAUGAAUAUAAGAAUAAGCUGUCUGUUGCCAAUAAUUUAAAUCAAGAUCAAGAAGCGCAUAAAGUAAGUCUAGAUAAUACCUCCGCCGAUGAUGAUAAGGAGAAGACCCACAAAGCGUUAGAGCAGAUGAAGGAGCAACUGGGAAAGCUGAAACUAGAUUUUUACGAAAAGGAAUUCAUCAAGAAAAAUAAGAAACUCGACCAAUUAAAUAAUGAAAAUAAACGUUUAUUGGAAUUGAACCAUGAAUUGGUAAUGGAGUUACAAAAUUUAAGAGAGUAG
Messenger RNA from Debaryomyces tyrocola, 810 nucleotides. Lineage: Eukaryota; Fungi; Ascomycota; Pichiomycetes; Serinales; Debaryomycetaceae. The record is from the annotation of a GenBank genome assembly.